This is a messenger RNA of Castor canadensis (American beaver), 2631 nucleotides long. The record is from RefSeq and is a predicted model, not a curated record. Lineage: Eukaryota; Metazoa; Chordata; Mammalia; Rodentia; Castoridae.
GUACUUGAAUGGGUUAUCAUGAUCUACCGUGGUCCAUGGAAAUUAUACUUACAGGACUUGAGAUGAAUUUUGAUUGUGUCCUUGUUCCAUUAUUAAUGUUUGUUUACCUGCUUUAUUUUUACAGGGAUGUGCAUGCAGUCUGUCUCUGGGAUGAUAAAGGCCCGGGAAAAAUUCAUCAGGCUUUAAAAGAAGAUAUCCUUGAGUUUAUUAAGCAAGCACAGGCAUCUAUUUUUUUUCUUCCAUGGAUCUGUUUGCUGAAGGCGUAUAUUGUUGAAUGGCGAAAAUUCUUUACACAAUGUGAUAUUUUACCGAAGCCUUUUUGUCAACUAGAGAUUACUUUAAUGGGCAAACAGAACAGCAAUAAAAAAUCAAACAUGGAAGAUAGUAUUGUUCGAAAGCUCAUGCUUGACACAUGGAAUGAGUCAAUUUUUUCAAAUAUAAAAAAUAGACUCCAAGAUAGUGCAAUGAAGCUGGUACAUGCAGAAAGAUUAGGAGAAGCUUUUGAUUCCCAGCUGGUCAUUGGAGUAAGGGAAUCCUAUGUUAACCUUUGUUCUAAUCCUGAGGAUAAGCUUCAGAUUUAUAGGGACAAUUUUGAGAAGGCAUACUUGGAUUCAACAGAGAGAUUUUAUAGAACACAGGCACCCUCAUAUUUACAACAAAAUGGUGUACAGAAUUAUAUGAAAUAUGCAGAUGCCAAAUUAAAAGAAGAAGAAAAACGAGCACUACGUUAUCUAGAAACAAGACGAGAAUGUAACUCUGUUGAAGCACUCAUGGAAUGCUGUGUAAAUGCCUUGGUGACAUCAUUUAAAGAAACUAUCUUAGCAGAGUGCCAAGGCAUGAUCAAGCGAAAUGAAACUGAAAAGUUACAUUUAAUGUUUUCAUUGAUGGACAAAGUUCUUAAUGGGAUAGAGCCAAUGUUGAAAGAUUUGGAGGAACAUAUCAUUAGUGCUGGCCUGGCAGAUAUGGUAGCAGCUGCUGAAACUAUUACUACUGACUCUGAGAAAUACGUUGAGCAGUUACUUACACUAUUUAAUAGAUUUAGUAAACUUGUCAAAGAAGCUUUUCAAGAUGAUCCACGAUUUCUUACUGCAAGAGAUAAGGCAUAUAAAGCAGUUGUUAAUGAUGCUACCAUAUUUAAACUUGAAUUACCAUUGAAGCAGAAAGGAGUGGGAUUGAAAACUCAGCCUGAGUCAAAAUGCCCUGAAUUGCUUGCCAACUACUGUGACAUGUUACUAAGAAAAACACCUUUAAGCAAAAAACUAACCUCUGAAGAGAUUGAAGCAAAGCUUAAAGAAGUGCUCUUGGUCCUUAAAUACGUACAAAACAAAGAUGUUUUUAUGAGGUAUCACAAAGCUCAUUUGACACGACGUCUUAUAUUAGACAUCUCUGCUGAUAGUGAAAUUGAAGAAAAUAUGGUAGAAUGGCUAAGAGAAGUUGGCAUGCCAGCAGAUUAUGUAAACAAGCUUGCUAGAAUGUUUCAGGACAUAAAAGUAUCUGAAGAUUUGAAUCAAGCUUUUAAGGAAAUGCACAAAAAUAAUAAGUUGGCUUUACCAGCUGAUUCAGUUAAUAUUAAAAUUCUGAAUGCUGGUGCCUGGUCUAGAAGCUCUGAAAAAGUCUUUGUCUCACUUCCUACUGAACUGGAAGAUUUGAUACCUGAAGUAGAAGAAUUUUACAAAAAAAAUCAUAGUGGUAGGAAAUUGCAUUGGCAUCAUCUCAUGUCAAAUGGAAUUAUAACAUUUAAGAAUGAAGUAGGUCAGUAUGAUUUGGAAGUAACCACGUUUCAGCUGGCUGUAUUGUUUGCAUGGAACCAAAGACCAAGAGAGAAAAUCAGCUUUGAAAAUCUGAAACUUGCAACUGAACUCCCUGAUGCUGAACUAAGAAGGACUUUAUGGUCUCUAGUAGCUUUCCCAAAGCUCAAACGGCAAGUUUUAUUGUAUGAACCUCAAGUCAACUCACCCAAAGAUUUUACAGAAGGUACCCUCUUCUCAGUGAACCAGGAGUUCAGUUUAAUAAAAAAUGCAAAAGUUCAGAAAAGGGGUAAAAUCAACUUGAUUGGACGCUUACAGCUAACUACAGAAAGAAUGAGAGAAGAAGAAAAUGAAGGAAUUGUUCAGCUAAGAAUAUUAAGAACCCAGGAAGCCAUCAUACAAAUAAUGAAAAUGAGAAAGAAAAUUAGUAAUGCUCAGCUGCAGACUGAAUUAGUAGAAAUUUUGAAAAACAUGUUCUUGCCUCAAAAGAAAAUGAUAAAAGAGCAAAUAGAAUGGCUAAUAGAGCACAAAUACAUCAGAAGAGAUGAAUCUGAUAUCAACACUUUCAUAUAUAUGGCAUAAUUUCGAAUAUCAUGGACAAUAUUAAGAACCCAGAUUUUGGAGUGCUUGGGCAGAAAGUUGUCCCAGUUGGAGCUGGAGAAAGAUUUAUUUGGACUUUGAUUACAUAAAUAUUAAAAUCUCUGCCUUACCUUACAAAACAACUAUAUUUUGCCAAUCACAUUAGUUAGCAUGGUGGUAUUUCCUUCAUGUUGCACACUCUUUAACAGCAUGCUGUUUUGUGGAGAAACUUGCAUUCAUGAAGAGCCCGUUAUGAACUUUUAAAAGUGAAUUUGAUUUUUACUCACGAGGAGAAAUAUAGUUG